This is a messenger RNA of Wasmannia auropunctata (little fire ant), 1873 nucleotides long. RefSeq lists its product as uncharacterized. Lineage: Eukaryota; Metazoa; Arthropoda; Insecta; Hymenoptera; Formicidae. The coding region runs from base 558 to 890 and encodes 110 amino acids. The record is from RefSeq and is a predicted model, not a curated record. The transcript has 2 exons.
UAUCACGUAUAAAAUCAAGGAAAUAGGAAAGACAAAGACAAUUUUAACGAAAUAACGAAAAUAAUGUUGAAGAUAGAUUAUUGCGAUCUAUUAAGUAUAGCUAAAUCCGAUAUUGAUAUGGUAUAUCAGGCCAAAAAUGAUUUUAUUCACUUUUGACGAUCUGAAAGAUAUUUCUCUCGUCUUUUAUAUUCCUUGCAAAACCUGAACAAUUUCUCGUUGAUUCUUGCGUAACAUAAAGAAACAAAAUUGGAAAUAGUUAAUUUAUAGUUUCACGCGCAGUGUCAAAAUGAAAAGACGCACGUUGUCGCAUUCAUAGAUUUGUACCUCUUUCAGGUAUAUCCCGUUGCAUACAUUUGACAGCGCGAAUGCCCUGCAGUCCGUGACACUGACGACACUCAGUGCCAAUAACGUGCUUUUAAGCGGGUUAAGGCAAUUUGCAUCGGAGUGACCAUGCGCGCCUGAAAUAGGUCGCUCUGCCAUCCGUCCGCGGAACCUGAUGAUUUUUUACGGGAACAAGUUCGUCGGCCGCGAGCGCGGUCGGCGUUUGCAUACAAACCAUGGGCGGAGGCUGGAAAUAUCCUAGAACCGAGUUCGACUUGAAACUUCAUGAAUAUGUGAAAGUACUUGUACGCCGGCGCUAUAGAGUAACUCGCGAGGAUGUGGAGGAAGAAAAGGGAAUUCUAAGACCGUCGCUGAGCGCACCGCGAUCUCUCUUCCGUCUCUUACUGACAAAUCGGGGAGAUAGGUUACCUACCGAGGGAAAUGGAAGGGAAAGCUUUUGGAAGAAUUACGAGAGGCGAACGAUGUCGCGGACAGAGACACGCCGUGUCGAUAUCUCUUGUACCCGAGAUAAGAAUGUCCUCCGUCGAGCGCGCACGGGGCACGAAUGAAAAUGGAUCGGUCGCGGAAAAUCCACGUAUCUAUGCGGAGACGAAUCUGCUUAACGAGAGGCACCACUCGAGAAUAAGAAACGUCUUCGAAAACAUUUAAACGUUUGAAAUGGAUUUAUUACACGUUUACACGUCUCGAGAUUAAGCCGUAUGCUUCUAAUUUGAAUUAAAUAAGGGACAAGGUAAUAUCACUUUGAAGAGAUCUUAUAAUUUAGUGGAAUCCGUCGAGCGCGUCUGCCUUCAUCUAACGGCUUGAUUUUUCUUAACAAGUAUGAGAAAGGGGAAGCGAGGGAGAGAUAUUUUUCAUUGCGGAUUUUUUAUCUCGGAAUGAAGUUUCUCGACCGAAAAAAAGGAGAUAAAAAUAUUAAAUCCAGUGCGGGAUAAUCAGGAUGUGUCGCAAGACACUCACAAGCGGAUUCGUACUUUGAAGAUGACACUUUUUGCAAAAGCGUUUUUCGCAACCGCGCGAGGCGUUAUUCCCGACGAGGGCGAAAUGAAAUUUUGUCGGUUCGAAAAGCGCGAGCGGAGCAACGUUCCCGGUGACAGAAGUUUUCAGCUUGGUGGAGGAACAAGUGAAAAUGUCUGAGAUGCCCGGAAGUUCCGCGGCAAGUUAUGGCAGCUUUUUUCCGCGUUGGACGUCAACGCGGAGAGGCGGUUUGUUACUAUCUCCGGCGUUCCCGGACGAAUUUCAGCCGGGAGAAGGAACAGGUGGAGGACGAAGAAUAAUGCUCUCUUCGUGGGUAGCUGUACCUCCUUGUGCCGCCAAUUCGCGAAGAUUGAAUUGUCUGCCCGACGGAGUGACUUGUCGUUACGCGGCUUACACCGGCGACGAGCUUGCAACCUCCAUCUACGCGAUGAAAAAUCUUGGCGGGGCUGCACGUUCAGCAAAGCGGUCGUAACGAAAGAAGAGACAUGCUAGGACUUAGCUUCAUAGCCUGCUUGGAUGCAAUUUUUUAGUAAUAAGUUAAAAAAUGUCAGUAAUC